Phyllopteryx taeniolatus (common seadragon) is the source of this 3194-nucleotide messenger RNA. RefSeq names its product gastrula zinc finger protein XlCGF7.1. NCBI's taxonomy places the organism in Eukaryota, Metazoa, Chordata, Actinopteri, Syngnathiformes, Syngnathidae. Gene Ontology annotation, cellular component: nucleus. The transcript has 2 exons. The record is from RefSeq and is a predicted model, not a curated record. The coding region runs from base 103 to 1038 and encodes 311 amino acids. Gene Ontology annotation, biological process: regulation of transcription by RNA polymerase II. Gene Ontology annotation, molecular function: DNA-binding transcription factor activity, RNA polymerase II-specific; RNA polymerase II transcription regulatory region sequence-specific DNA binding.
GGCGGUCUCUCCCCGUGCGCGUGCUAUAAGAUCACGUGACUCGCCCUCCCUCUCUGGUGCAGUUUAACAUUUCUCCCGUCGCUAUUUCACGCUGGUAGCACCAUGCAGGAGAAAGGCAGCACAGAAGGUCAGCAGGAGCAGGAGUGUUCAGAGUGCAGACGCAGCUUCAGUCUCCCACAAUCGGAUGAAACCAAGCAGACGGACAAACCUGACGGUGCGUCCAGAUGCCCGUCCUGCCGGGGAGACGGCAGCCCCCCCGACGAAGGGCAGGCCCAGGAGGGCGUCCGUGUGGACCCGCACAGCUGCUCACUGUGCGGCAAAACCUUUAUCUCCUCGGCCCACUUGACCCUACACCUGGCCUCACACACCAAGGAGAGGAGGUUCCAGUGCGGGACCUGUGGCAAGUACUUCCACCAGGCCUCCCACCUCAUGGCCCACGAGGCCAUCCACCGUGGCGACAGGCCCUUUAAAUGCCCCGACUGCGGCAAGACCUUCGGGCGGGCCGCGCAUCUCAAGACUCACCGGCGGUUGCACACCGGCGAGAAGCCCUUCAAGUGUUCCUACUGCGACAAGGCCUUCACGCAGAAAGCGGGCCUGCUCUCGCACGUCCGCAUACACACGGGCGAGCGGGCCUACAAGUGUGAGGAGUGCGGCGAGACUUUCAGCUCUCUGCCGCUGCUGCUCUCUCACAAGGCCGAAGAGUCGGCUCGGCAGGGGGAAGAGGCGCCCGCGGCUGCGCCUCCGCCGGACGAACUAAAGUGCGGCGUCUGCUGCCGCACCUUCAUACGGUCCUCCUACAUUAGACUGCACGUCCGCCUCGAAAAGGGGCUGCGGCCUUAUCACUGCAAAGUGUGCAACAAAACCUUUGCCAAGCUGGACACAUUUAUCAACCACUGCGAUAAACAUUUGAGGCAGAAAGGGGGAAAAAGCGAGGGCAGUUUGGUGAAACCCCCAUUGUUCAUCCCGCUUUCAAAGCCGCCGCCGUUGCCGGAGGCCGCUCAGCCGGUGUCCACCGAGGUCAAAUCAAAAGAGCCGUGAUCAGGACGUCGGGUUCUGCUGGAGCCUAUCCCAGCUGACUUUAGGGCUAGAGGCAGGGUACAACCUGGACUGGUCUUCACCCAAUCAAUCACAGCGCACAUGUACUGGCGCAUUGCUAUAAAUUUGAAUAUUGUUGAAAAUUGUAUUUAUUGCAGGAUUCCAACACCAACGGACAACUAGUCUUCAAUGAACCUGACGUGCAUGUUUUGGGGAAUGUGUGAGGUAAACUCACACACAGCGAAGGUCAGAAGUGAGAUACGAACAUUGAGCCUCAGAAGUGUGAAGCAAACAUUCUAAUGCCACUGUCCCGCCCCCAAGUAGUCAAAAACCAUACAUGGAUAAGAAGAAGCUCAAAAAGUACUUCACUGAUGACACUAUUGUUUCAUUCAGUGAUUUUAUGACAAGAUCUUCGGCCAUUUUUACACAGCGGUUGUAGUCUGUGCAGUGCAAUAAUUUGAAAUAUUUGGACUCUCCAGCUCCAGUUAAGACCAAAAGCAUGUAUACGUUGGCCAUUUUUAUUUGUCAAAUGGCUGUUUUAGCUAGAAAUGACACAAGAAUGUGGCAAAAGACUGUGUACAAUGUAUUAAGAGUUAUUAAGGAGGAUUAAUCACUAUUUGAAUAGCUUUUGUGCAUUUUAAAGAAAAUAAAAUUAUUCAUAACCUUGAGAAAUGGGAGCAAAUAUUUUUGGGCACAAUUCUGGUAACUUAUGUGAAAAUGUUCAGCUUUCUAAUGAAGUUGACAUGUCGAACAUUGGAUAUGACUUAUUGACGAAGGGUAUGAAUAAUUUUGGACACUGAACUUUUUGUUAAAAUGAUUAAAAUAAUUAUCUCUUCCAAGUAACAUUUUGCCACAUUCUUGUCAUUUCUUAAAACUAAAGGACCAAGUAAAUAAUUGGUUUACAUUUUGAUUGAUGAGUUCCUAUGGGCAUAAAUAGCAAAUCAGAGGUUAACCAAAUGGAUUGUGUUCAACUUUGGAGGUUCCACUAUCAUAUUUGUAAGACUAGAAUCUAAAGUCUUUCAACUUCGCUUUGAAGGUGGUGUGAUCCAUGCCUGUGGUACAUCACUAAAAAUGUCCUGGAGAAGUUCUGGGGGGAAAAAAAAAAUAAUAAUAAUCUCUUCCAUUUCGGCGUCUUUAUCCGUUACAACUGAAGGCUGAUCUCAAAAACGCAGAAACUCAGCACGCAAGCGUUGUGUCAGAUGAUGAGAAGCUGUCAGCGCCACAUAGGGAAGCUCUUAGUACCGGCCUAAAGAUCAGAAAAGGGGAAGCACGUCAUCAUAUUGGUGUAGCUCCACUGUCAUAAUGUUCCUACACUGUCGGUGAUUCAUUUGCCUGGCAGGUGGGCUCCUCCUGUGUGUGGCCGUUGAUGUCCCAGUGAAUGGUGACGGUCAAGUGGCGCCUCCAGACGGGGUUCCUUCGCAGAAUAAUGCGUCCACUAAUGAGGUCUGCGGCACGCACGCUGACGGGCUCGUCGAGCAUGAAGAGAGUCUGCUUCCAGUGUGUCGGCCUGGAACCGAGACGUACUUGAGGUAAACUGAAGACCGUGUGAAUUGUUGUCUGUCGAUAUGCGACGGCACUGUGAUUUGACAGGAGAGCAGAACCUCCAAAGUUGAACAUCAAUUGUUAAAAAAAUUAAAAAAAAAAAAAGUCAUAGGAAGUGAUUUAAUCAAUUCUAGGCUCAAAUGUCAAGCCCAUCGUAAAACCUUUACAGAAUUGAUGCUACAAGCAAUGUUUUAAGUAACAUUUUAACAUUCUUAACUGUCAAGUGUAAACAGAAGUUAACCACAGUACAGGGGUCCUCCGUUUACCCCAACAUGUUAUCUGAGGUUCUGAACAGUGCGCAAUGGACUGGUUUGCACAUUUAAGAAUACGCACACGGUGGUGCGAUGUAAAUGGAAUAGUAUUUAAUAAAGUAUUGCUUAUACUGAGCAGCCAAACCUGUUCUUAGAAAUACAAGGGAAAAGCAGCAAAAAAAAAAAAAAGCCAUGGAAUUUAGACCAGGAGUGGGAAGACUUGUGCUCAACAGCCACAUUUGAUUUUUUUUUUUUUUAAUGGCCUAAUGGGCCAGGAUAUUCAUUGAUGAAUUUAACAAUGGUAAAUGUUUAAAUGUGUAUGUAAAAUUGUUUCCCUGAAAAUUAAAAUGUGAAUUUGUGCCAACA